Papaver somniferum (opium poppy) is the source of this 3576-nucleotide messenger RNA. RefSeq names its product rho GTPase-activating protein REN1-like. The record is from RefSeq and is a predicted model, not a curated record. The transcript has 25 exons. The coding region runs from base 261 to 3050 and encodes 929 amino acids. Lineage: Eukaryota; Viridiplantae; Streptophyta; Magnoliopsida; Ranunculales; Papaveraceae. Gene Ontology annotation, biological process: signal transduction.
AUCGGUUGCUUGACAAACGGAAAAAUCUGGGCCCAAGGAAACUGUCCGACAGAGAAAUCUCACUUUACGCAUUCCUUCUCUCUCCUUCUCUUCUGAUUGCGAAAAUACUGAUUCUCUGAUAUUCUUCCCUUUUCAAGGUUGUAUUUGGUGGUUAAUUCGUAUGAUCGGUGAAGCAUUUUGUGUAUUUUCGUUUGAGAUCUUGAUAUGUUUGUAGUUUGAGACUUGUUUGGGAAAUUCCGGGAUGUGAUUCAGUAUCAGUUAUGGUACAACGAAAUAACUCAGAAGCUAAUAUUAACCAGGGAGAUGGUAGCACCACCACCACCACCACCACUACCAGCACCACCACAAAUACACCUCCUACAACUGCGGAUCAGCAACAACAACGGCCGCGUCCCACAAAUACGGUUUAUAAGAGUGGACCACUUCUCCUUUCGUCAAAAGGGUUAGGAGGAUGGAUUACAUGGAAAAAGAGGUGGUUUAUUUUGACACGCACUUCAUUGGUCUUCUUUAGAAGCGAUCCAAGUGUUACUCAAAGAGGAGGUGAGGUGAACUUGACCCUGGGUGGGAUAGACCUUAACAACUCAGGCAGCGUUGUUGUCAGAGAAGAUAAAAAGCUCAUAACAGUGCUCUUUCCCGAUGGUCGUGAUGGGCGAGCUUUCACUCUUAAGGCUGAGACUUCAGAGGAUCUCUCCGAAUGGAAGACUGCACUUGAGACUGCUCUGGCACAGGCGCCUAGUGCGGCUCUUGUAAUGGGGCAGAAUGCCAUCUUUCGCAAUGACCAAGCUGAAACAGUUGAAGGAGGUUUUGAUCAAUGGGGUAAGGAUAAGCAAGCUGCGAGGUCCUUGGUUGUUGGUAGGCCAAUACUACUUGCUCUGGAGGAUAUUGAUGGAACUCCAUCGUUUUUAGAGAAAGCGCUCAAGUUCAUGGAGGAGCAUGGAUUUAGAGUAGAAGGUAUCUUGCGGCAAGCUGCUGAUGUUGAUGACGUCGAGCGCCGGAUCAAGGAAUAUGAGCAGGGGAAAGAUGAGUUCUCUCCAGAGGAAGAUGCACAUAUCAUCGCUGAUUGCAUCAAGUAUGUCCUUCGGGAGUUACCAUCAUCCCCAGUUCCUGCAGCUUGUUGUAAUGCACUGGUAGAAGCAUGUAAAACUGAUCGUGGAGGUAGAGUCAAGGCUAUGCGUGCUGCUAUAUCUCAGACAUUCCCAGAGCCAAAUCGACUUUUACUGCACAGAAUACUAAAAAUGAUGCAAGUUGUUGCUUCUCACAAAGCUGAGAAUCGGAUGAGCACAUCAGCUGUAGCGGCUUGCAUGGCACCCCUACUUCUACGCCCCCUUCUGGCAGGCGAUUGUGAGCUCGAGAAUGAUUUCACUCUUGGCGGGGAUGGUUCUGUUCAACUUUUGCAAGCUGCUGCUGCAGCUAACCAUGCGCAGGCCAUUUGUAUAACUUUAUUGGAGGAGUGCAACAACAUAUUUGGGGAUAGUGAUAUACAAGACGGUUCAUCUCCUGAAUUAUACUCCGGGACAGACGAGAGCGGCACAGAAGAUGGUGAAGCUUCUGAUGAAGAUGAGGACGGGGAUGAGGAUGAUGGUAGUGAUCAUGAUUCACAAUUCGACAAUGAUGCUGAAUCAGAAGAAGAUCUUGAAGAUGCAAGUAGAACAGCCAGUGAAAGCAGUGGCGAUGAAGAGGAUUUGUACGACAAUAAGGUUUCUGAAGGUUCUAAUUUGGAUUUUGCAUCUCCUGAAGCUCAAAUAAGUUCGCAAGAUAACCAGAGUCGGAAAACCUCCUCAAGUCAGACUCAAGAUUCACUUUCUCAGAGUGCUAAUGCACAGGGCAAUAGUAGUUUGCAAAAUCAGAAGAAUAAUAAUAGUUCAGUGGUUCGUGGGCGAGGGUCUCCUGAAUCAGUAGGAGACCCCCCUCCUUCACCAGGCAUACUGCCCAGUGCGAAUAGUGCUUGUUCAGGGCCUCGUCCUCGCGAUUCUCCAAAGAAACUGGGAGAUCCCCCUGUUUCACCAGGCCUGCCACCUCAUUCACCCAACACAAACUCGUUCAGCAAACCUUAUGAAUCCGUGGUUAUUUCCAGACGCCCAACUGUUUUAGGACGAACUCCUGCAAAAAAGAAUCUGUCUAUGGAAUCCAUUGAUUAUCCAAUUGAAGAAGAGGCUGAAAUUCAGCGGCUUGAGGAUGCAAAAACGGAGUUGCAAAAUAAAAUUGCAAAAGAGGCAAAAGAAAAUGCUAGUCUACAUGUGAGUUUGGAAAGAAGAAAGGAGGCUUUGCGUGAACGUCGUAUAGCCCUCGAACAAGAUGUGAAAAGACUUCAAGAGCAGUUUCAGAAGGAGAGAGAAUUAAGGGCAGCUAUGGAAGCUGGGCUGAACAUGUCAUCAGGACGCUUGCCUAUCUCUUCUAAUAUUGAUAAAAAGACAAAGGCAGAGCUCGAGGCAAUUUCACUAGCAGAAGCAGAUGUCAAUAAUCUGAAGCAGAAGGUUUCUGAUCUCCAUGAACAACUUAAUAAACAACGAGAAACAUCUAUAUGUGAAUCAUGCGGCCAGCAACAACAAAAACCAAACUUCCAAGCAGGACAGAAAGAUCAACGAAAAACUGAUGAAGCUAAGCCUGCUUUACCUCUUCAUGAAUCAUCUAAGCAGAGAGAGGAUAGUUCAUCCAGUGAAGAAAAUGAUAAAGUGAGAACACAUAAAACAACUCCUUCAGCCAAGAAAAUCUCGAGCAAGAAGCAACAUAAAGACUCGGCUCGUAAAGACAGUAACAUAUCUGUAGGUUCUGGUUCUUCUUCCGUGGAGCCUCCAGCAGAGGCACCUACUACUUCUAGUUCGAAUAAAUUGGUUGCACAAAGCGAGGAUGCUUCUGAAGGAGAUAGUGAGAAACUGAGAACACAGGAAACAUCAUCUGCAUCUAACAAGCAGUCUGCUCAAAAGCAACAGACAGACUCAUCAAGUCAAGACAAUAAUAAACCAGGGUCUGCUUCAUCAUCUUCUGGGGAAACAGGGGUAUCAACUCUUAAUUCCAAGAAAGCAGGUUCAAAGAUUGAAUAUUUCAAGUAGUGUAGUCAGUAUCUCUGUGAUGGUUGAUUUGAUCGGAAUGUGAGAAUACCUAGUUGACACUUCACCUGCAUCAAACAACAGGCAGCCGCUUCCACAUCUUCGGCUCUUUCAAAGCUGACGACCAGACUCAAUUUUUUGAAGGAACGGAGAACCCAGAUUGUAAAUGAGCUACAUAACAUAGAAACCAGCAGGGGAACUGAUAGUUCUAAUAGUCAAUCCCCCAACACUCCACCUCGAAGGACCAACUCCAGAUGAUAACAAAAAGAAGGCCAGAUUAAUGUAGACCAGUAUGUUAUGAUUAUAUUUUGUGUCUCACAGGGAUGUAACAUUGGUGUUUUUGUAUCUAAAAAAAUUUGCAGUUCAACCAAUUUACAUUUUAUUUAACUAUGUUUUGCUUAGCAGUGUACAGGAUCCCAAACUAGUUAUAGAGUACUUGAUUGUUUUUUUAAGGGCGUGGUGCAGGUGUUAAGGGCACUCAUAGGCGGCCAAAUCCAGAUCCAGAUUAUUAUUUUACUUUAUUUUUCCA